Molecule: messenger RNA, 1209 nt
Organism: Pterocles gutturalis (yellow-throated sandgrouse)
Lineage: Eukaryota; Metazoa; Chordata; Aves; Pterocliformes; Pteroclidae
Gene: VIPR1
Product: vasoactive intestinal peptide receptor 1
Exons: 12
Biological process (GO): cell surface receptor signaling pathway; adenylate cyclase-modulating G protein-coupled receptor signaling pathway
Cellular component (GO): plasma membrane
Molecular function (GO): vasoactive intestinal polypeptide receptor activity; peptide hormone binding; G protein-coupled peptide receptor activity
Source: RefSeq, a predicted model, not a curated record
GUGCGAGCGACACAUCCCGACUGCUCCGCCGUCCUCUAUUUCCAAGAGAAAGAAGCAGAAUGUCUGGAGAGGAUCAGGAGUGAAAGCCAAAUGCCGGCGUCCCCCGGGCAGCAAGGCUGCCUGACCGAGUGGGAUGGAGUGAGCUGCUGGUCGGCUGUCCCUGUCGGCCAGUCCCAAGCUGUCGCCUGCCCCGACAUCCUCCAUGUCUUCAAGAAAUCCAAAGCACUGAUCUGGAGGAAUUGCACCGAGGCGGGAUGGAGCUUCCCCAGCCCCCCCUACUACAACGCCUGCGAGCUGGAGGCCAUCGGCACCAGUAACGACACUGAAGCCAAGAGAGGCUAUUUUGUCACCAUGAAGGUGCUUUACACCUGCGGCUACUCCACGUCCCUGGCAGCCCUGUUCCUGGCCAUCAGCAUCUUCUCCUGCUUCAGGAAGCUGCAUUGCACCAGGAACUCCAUCCACAUCCACUUCUUCACCUCCUUCAUCCUGCGUGGGGCUGCCGUGUUCAUCAAGGACGCCGUCCUCUUCUCGGAUGAGUCUGUCGAUCACUGCACGAUGUCGACGGUGAACUGCAAAGCAGCCAUCGCCUUCUUCCAGUACUCGGUCCUGGCCAACUUCUACUGGCUGCUGGUGGAGGGCAUGUACCUGCAGACCCUGCUGCUGCUCACCUUCACCUCCGACAAGAGGUACAGCUGGUGGUACAUCCUCAUCGGCUGGGGGGAGUGUGUCCCCAUGCUUACGGUCUGCAUGUGGGUGGUCGCCAGGCUGUGGUACGACAACCACGGGUGCUGGGAUGACUACACCAGUCUCUACUGGUGGGUGAUCAAGGCUCCCAUCCUCCUGGCCAUAUUUGUGAACUUCCUCAUCUUCCUCAAUGUCACCAGGAUGUUAGCACAGAAGAUCCGGUCCCCGGACAUCAGCAAAAACUACAAGCAGCAGUACAUGAGGCUGACAAAGUCCACGCUGCUCCUCAUCCCUCUCUUCGGGGUACACUACGUGGUGUUCGCGCUCUUCCCCGAGCACAUCGGCGUGGAUGCCCGGCUGUACUUUGAGCUGGUCCUUGGCUCCUACCAGGGGUUCCUGGUGGCUCUGCUGUACUGCUUCCUGAAUGGAGAGGUCCAGGCUGAGAUCAAGAGGAACUGGGGCAAGUGGCAGUCAUCCAUGGAGAGCAAUGUCUUCAACCUGGCAACCCAAGACUUCACAGCGUGA